AUGUCAAACCCAUCUACGAACUUUUUUUUCCCCCAAUCCAAUACAUUGCAGUCGGCAGAAAGGUGAUCGCCGAAAGAAAGUGUGUUCCUAUUCCUAAAAAAUGGCCAUCACGAAAGUUACUUCCGAGGAUCAGUACAAGCAACUGAUCAGUGCCGCAACAGUGUCGGUGGUGCUGUUUUCGGCGGAAUGGGCCGAACAGUGUAAACAAAUCACCGACGUUAUGACCGAACUAGCUAAACAGACGGAGUACAAAACGCUACAGUUUCUGGAUGUGCCGGCGGAAGAUCUUUCCGAGCUUUCCAUGCGCCACCAGAUCGAUUCCGUACCGACGGUGCUGUUUUUGCGCGCAGGGAAAGCUAUUGAUCGCAUCGACGGUGUGGAUGUGGGAUCACUGACGAAGAAAGCGAAACAAUAUGCCUGCGCUAGCUCUUCACCAUCCGGCGACGGUGGGGCGGCUAAUCUGGAGCAGCGGCUGAAGGCACUCAUCAAUCGGUCCAAGGUGAUGAUCUUCAUGAAGGGAGACCGCAAUACCCCACGCUGUGGUUUCUCCAAGCAGCUGAUAGCAAUCAUCAACGACACCGGCGUCGCGUACGACACGUUCGAUAUUCUGACUGACGAAGCUGUACGACAGGGGCUGAAAACGUUUUCCAAUUGGCCUACGUACCCGCAAGUCUAUGUGAACGGCGAGCUUAUCGGCGGACUGGAUAUCAUCAAGGAGCUGCUGGAAGGUGGUGAACUAAAGGAAACGUUAAAUCCCUAGACAAGCGCGUUGCGCACGAUACAAAGGACGGUACGGAUUUCGUUUCGUUUGGUUAAUUUAUUAUUGCGUAAAUGCAGCGUCGGAUUCCAACGCUUAACUAAGGCGCGGUGUAAAGAUUUGUUGAAUGAAGGUACCCGAACGAAGGAAAUGAAUCAGUGGAAAAAGAAACAGAAGUAAAUAAUAAACCAUCGGGCUUUGGUUUUGCUUACAUGAGUA
Messenger RNA from Anopheles stephensi (Asian malaria mosquito), 976 nucleotides. RefSeq names its product glutaredoxin 3 (gene Grx3). The record is from RefSeq and is a predicted model, not a curated record. The coding region runs from base 101 to 760 and encodes 219 amino acids. The transcript is spliced from 3 exons. Lineage: Eukaryota; Metazoa; Arthropoda; Insecta; Diptera; Culicidae.